ACCAACGCACUCUCGCUCUCCUCUCUCCCUCUCUCAUACCCCAAAUUUUCAUCCAUAUUCGUCUACAGAAAAAUCAAAGCGCCCCUGUAAUCUCCUUUUUCGCAUUUUCACAAUCGGAUUGCUCUGCAUUCAAUUCUGGGAAUUUGAUCGCGAUACUAAUUAAUUGCGCGUCGCUGGAAAUACUCAGGGCCGGAAUUUGUUGUUGUUCUUUUGGUUGCGGUUAUCUGUGCAGCAGGUAGAAUUGAUGGCCGGGGAAGCGGAUGCAUCGUCGGCGCCGACUGUGUUGGCGUCUCUGUAUGUUGGGGAUUUGGCGAUGGAUGUGACGGAUGAUGUGCUGUACGAGGCAUUCUCGGAAUUCAAGAGCCUCGCGUCCGUUCGUGUCUGCCAGGACUCCUCCACCGGGCGGUCUCUUGGUUAUGGAUAUGUCAACUUCGUUUCGCCUGAUGACGCUACUCGUGCUAUUGAGGAGAAAAACCAUUCGAAAUUGAAUGAUAGACUGAUAAGGGUCAUGUGGUCACAUCGGGAUCCAGAUGCAAGAAACAGCGGAAUAGGAAAUGUUUUUGUCAAGAAUCUGGAUGAGUCCAUAGAUAGUGCAAAACUUCAAGAUAUGUUUCAGAAAUUUGGCAAGAUUUUAUCCUGUAAAGUGGUCUCUUCUGAUAAUGGGAAGAGCAAAGGGUAUGGCUUCAUCCAGUUUGAAUCUGAAGCCUCUGCUGAAGCUGCCAUUGAGAAACUUAAUGGCUUGAUGGUUGGAGGAAAACAGAUGUAUGUUGGUAAGUUCUUGAAGAAGAGUGACCGAGCAGUUCCUGGUCGUGAAGAAAAGUAUACAAAUCUGUAUGUCAAGAAUUUAGAGACAAGUUUCUCUGAAGAGGGUCUUAGGGAGAAGUUUUCUCAAUAUGGCACAAUUGUAAGCUUGGCCAUCUCAAAAGACGAGAAAGGUGCAUCCAGAGGCUUUGGAUUUGUCAACUUCGAAAAUCCAGAGGAUGCCAAGAGAGCAGUAGAAGCCCUGCAUGGAUCACAAUGGGGCUCGAAGAUUUUGUAUGUUACCCGUGCACAAAAAAAAUCUGAACGUGAAGAAGUAUUGCGCCGCCAAUUUGAGGAGAAAAGGAAAGAGCAGAUUUUGAAAUACCAGGCUUCAAAUGUUUAUGUGAAGAAUAUUGAUGAUGAUAUCACUGAUGAAGAACUGAGGGAACUUUUUAGUCGGUGUGGAACUAUCACUUCUGCUAAGCUGAUGCGGGAUGAUAGAGGAAUCAGCAAGGGAUUUGGAUUUGUUUGCUUCUCCACACCUGAGGAGGCAAAUCAAGCUGUAUACACCUUCCAUGGUUUUAUACUGCAUAGGAAACCGCUGUACGUGGCAAUUGCCCAGAGAAAGGAGGAAAGACAAGUUAAACUACAAGCAAUGUAUGCACAACGUAUGGCUGGAUUAGCAGGACCAUCAGCUAUUAUUCCUGGUGGAUAUUCCCCAUUCUAUUAUCCUUCUCCGCCUGUUGUUUCACAACUUCCCGCACAACCUGGCCUUAUGUAUCAGCCUCCUGGAAUUAGGCCGGGAUGGAGACCUAAUGGCAUUGUAACUCCUGCUAGGCCUCCUGUUCAACCAUUGCAUGUUCCAAUGACAGCUAACAACAAUAGACCGAACAGACAGACCAGAGGAAGGAUGAACGGGAAUGUUCUUCCACAGGGUCCUGGUCUUGCAUAUGCUGCGCCACAUUCGCAGCGGAUGGCCCAUCCUGUGGCUUCAUCCAAAGAUUUCAGCAACCACAACCAGCAGCAGCGUGUUGGGCAUCUGCAAGAGGGCAACAAUGGUCUCGCCUCCAGGGCUCAGCCUAAUUUUAUUGGCGCCGAGGGGCAAGAGAUGUUGAGUAGCUUGCUUGCGGCUGCUCUGCCCGAGCAGCAGAAACAGAUUCUUGGAGAACAUCUCUACCCACUUGUUGCACAUCAUCAGCCUGAUCUCGCAUCGAAGAUAACAGGAAUGAUCUUGGAGAUGGACAACUCGGAAAUCCUAGUGUUAUUGGACUCGCGGGAGUCACUGGCAGCAAAGGUGGAGGAAGCGGUGCAGGUGCUCCGGCUGUCCAAGUCUAAAGCAAGUCAAGAGAGCGGUAGCAGCAGCAGCAGCAGCAGCAGCCUUCAUUCCAACUACCGUUCUUCCGAAGUUACGGUUAAUUGAUGAAGACAAGACAAGACAAGGUAAGUGCAGUGCAGUGAUCAUAUCAUAUGAAGUUAGUAACUACUUUUUGGUGGGAACACAAACUUGACAUUGCUGGUGCUGGUGCUGGUGCUGGUGCGAUGGACGUGUGUGUGUGUGUGUGAGGGGGAGAGAAAGAGAAGAGAGGAGAAGAGAAGAGAAGAGAAGAGAAGAGAGAGAUGGACAUGAGAGACUAUUACUGAGUGAAAUAUGAAGGAACGAGAGGAUACAUAACCUGCUGUCGGUCAUUACUUUUCCGAAUGUUAUUAGAUUACUACUCUUGGCAGGCAAGACAGACAAAUAGUCGAUUUUUCUUUUUGCAGUAUGAGUUUGGGCCAAAUCAA
This is a messenger RNA of Andrographis paniculata, 2523 nucleotides long. RefSeq names its product polyadenylate-binding protein 7. Bases 245 to 2161 code for a protein of 638 amino acids. Gene Ontology annotation, cellular component: cytosol. Gene Ontology annotation, molecular function: mRNA binding. NCBI's taxonomy places the organism in Eukaryota, Viridiplantae, Streptophyta, Magnoliopsida, Lamiales, Acanthaceae. The transcript has 10 exons. The record is from RefSeq and is a predicted model, not a curated record.